Messenger RNA from Paramormyrops kingsleyae, 4606 nucleotides. RefSeq names its product alpha-1,3-mannosyl-glycoprotein 4-beta-N-acetylglucosaminyltransferase A-like. Gene Ontology annotation, molecular function: acetylglucosaminyltransferase activity. Lineage: Eukaryota; Metazoa; Chordata; Actinopteri; Osteoglossiformes; Mormyridae. Gene Ontology annotation, cellular component: endoplasmic reticulum; endoplasmic reticulum-Golgi intermediate compartment; Golgi stack. Gene Ontology annotation, biological process: protein N-linked glycosylation. The record is from RefSeq and is a predicted model, not a curated record.
AUUAAAAAUGCUUUAUAGCCUACGUGAUCGACGUACCAGAACAAUUAGUAAUAUAAUGCUUUUCUAAGUACAAUUAGUAAGUUACUAAUGCAUUUUAAAAUAAUAUAAUCACGUACUGCCAUGCCUCAUAUGUAUUUAGUAAUGUAAAAUGUAAUUCGUAGCCUAAUUAUAGCCUAUUACUUUGAAACCCACAGACAAUAUGUCUAUAUGAAAGUAUGUCUUUGUCAACCAAGGACCAAACCAAGAUACAAGUAAUGUUAGCGUGGUAUUCACGACAGCUGUGGAAUUCUGAAUAGCAAUAUUACGCAAGGAAAUGUAAAGAAAACGAGCUUGCGAUUUUCCUGGGAUGUAUCUCUGACGUAGGGAAGAAAGUGACACCUAUUUAGCUUAUACCUCUUCCUGACAGCUACUUGGGUGAACUCAGUUCAAUAACUGGCUGCUGGUGGCAAAAUCACUGCGGUUGAUCGGUGCUUGGAGAAAGCUGCAUACAAUAUAUACCGCUGGUCUGUCAUCUUCCCCACCAGCGUCACUUCGCAGUGGUGAAGCGAUCCCACGGAUUUUUGCGACUGGGAAGCGCGAUAUCGGCGGGGGCUUAUAACUGUUCACAAUAUCCUACAGUAGUUCUGGAAGGAAAAACAAAAAAAGAAAAACAUCUGCUAGGAGAUCAGCACCUUGAAAACAGCUGAAAUGAAAUGAGGCUCAGAAAUGCAUCGGCUGCCAUCGUGGUUAUGUUCCUUUCCAGUUUUCUCAGCCUGUCUUGGUACACAGCCUGGCAAAAUGGAAAAGAGAAGCUGAUGGCUUACGAGCGGGAGUUCCACGCCUUGAGAGAGCGCCUCCGUGUGGCAGAGCACAGGACAUUGCAGCGCUCCUCUGAGCUCAGCAGCAUCCUCGAGCAGCUCAGGAACACCAUCACAGACAGCAGGGGCAGCAAGCAAGCUAAUACCAGCACCUCAGAUGAGACCCAAAACCUGCUGAAGGUUCUGGCCCGCAAGGAGCUGCUCCAGGUGCCUAAUGUCUACUACCACGUACCUCACCUCUCGAACAACCCGGAGAGCCUUUACCCGAUGGUGCGAGUGGGGCAGGACCGGACUGGAGUCUCCAUAGUGAUGGGGAUCCCCACGGUGAAAAGGGAAGUCAGGUCCUACCUGGUGGAGACACUGCGCUCUCUCAUCGACAGGCUGUCACCUGAGGAGAAGCUGGACUGUGUCAUCGUAAUUUUCGUUGGGGAGACGGACACGGACUACGUGAAGAGUGUUGUCGAGGGACUGCAGAAGCAUUUCUCCAGCGAGUUCAGCUCUGGACUGCUAGAGGUCAUCUCCCCACCACGCAGGUACUACCCUGACUUCAACAACCUGAGGGUGACCUUUGGUGACUCGAAGGACAGAGUCAGGUGGAGAACAAAACAGAAUUUGGACUAUGCCUUCCUGAUGAUGUAUGCGGUGAACAAAGGUCUUUAUUAUGUACAGCUGGAAGAUGACAUCAUAGCCAAGCCAAACUACUUUGAUACCAUGAAGAAGUUUGCACUGCAGCUGUCUUCUGAGGAAUGGAUGAUUCUAGAGUUUUCUCAGCUGGGUUUCAUUGGGAAGAUGUUCCAGUCCCCUGAUCUCAACCUGAUUGUGGAGUUCAUCUUAAUGUUCUACAAAGAGAAACCUAUCGACUGGCUUCUAGACCACAUCCUGUGGGUGAAAGUUUGCAGUCCAGAGAAGGAUGAUAAGCACUGUGAGAGACAGAAGUCCAGCCUUCGGAUUCGCUUCAGACCGUCCCUUUUCCAGCACGUCGGGCUGCACUCCUCCCUAACAGGAAAAAUCCAGAAACUGACAGAUAAGGACUUCCUGAAACCGCCGCUCCACAAGAUGCACGUGAACCCACCUGCAGAGCUUUUCACGUCCAUGAAGGUCUACCAAGGUCAUACUCUGGAGAAAAGCUAUCUGGGUGAAGACUUCUUCUGGGCCACCGCUCCUGUGGCUGGUGACUACAUCGUCUUUAAGUUUGACCAGCCUGUUAGUAUUGAAAGGUACCUGUUUCGCAGUGGAAAUGAAGAGCACCCUGGAGACCAGAUAGAAAACACCAGCAUUGAGAUUUUGCCAUACUCGGACAAGGAACUGCAGACCAAAGACAAAUAUAAACUAACAGAAGACAAAUUCUACAUCAUUGGUCAGUUUACGAAGGGCUUGGCCGAAGCUGUGGUAGACCCUAUCUUUAACCCUGCGGCGGCAUUGCGUCUCACCAUGACCAGGAACUCCUCUGUUUGGGUUAUUCUGAAUGAGGUCAGCCCCACUCCCCUUUCUACCUGCGGAAGGACUCUGUGACAGUCGCAUUCACCCUUUCUCACCAGUACGCUCUUUGAGCUGGGAACAUUUACAUUCACUUAUUUGCCACUGACGUUUAUCCAAAGCAGCAUCCUGUCAGGAUCAGUAGUGGUGCACGAGACCGGGAAGCAGAAGGAGACAUAGGAGUACAGGGUUUAAUCGACAAAGGGAGCAGGGACAUGGAACAGGCAACGGAUGGAAACACUACACCAUGAGACUUCAGUGACAGAGCUAAGGAGACGGACUCAGACGCGGACUAAAAUACACAGGACUAAUCAUAGAUAAGACGAAACAGCUAAUUACAAUCGGGGUUUCCCAUGAGGUGAAUGAGGGGGUGUGGCACACAGGGGGAUCGGACGAGCAGGACCAGCCAGUCCUUGAUGUAAUUCCUCCAGGGUCCAACUUUGAAAUCACUCUGCCAAUUAUGGGAUUUGAAUUGACUACCUGACUGUGUUCACACAGUCCUAAACCAGAGAGCCGCACACCACUCCAGACUGGUUCUUAGCGGUGAGAUUGUAUGUGAUAACAUGUAUAUAUUUGCUCACGUCCUUUUGCAGAUUCACAUCAAGAAGCUACCUCGCCAUUAAAGGGGGUAUACAAUGUGGCAGUACACUAAUCAGCGGGGACAGUGAUUGGGCUGAGAGCUCCACCAAUCCCGGAAAAUCCUGGUGAUGUCACUCUACCUCAAGGGUUCGUCAUGACAACUGGCAGGAUCCCUGUCACAGCAGAACGACAAGCAUGUAAACGGACAGGGAAGCGUUUCCACAGAGGGGGUAAUGUUGCUGCAGCUGACAAAUGCAGGUGAUAGCCAAAAGAGGUUUCAUCAACUAUCUGCUGUAUUUUCUGACCCCACUAGAUGGUGCUCUGUUGUAGUGGGGCUGUAAGCAUGCCCCAAAGCAAGCCAAGAGCGCCAUCUAGUGAGGUUAAAAAGUGCAGCGAAUGGUUCAUGAAGUUUCAUUUGCCCAUCACUAGCAAAUGCAUCGACCUGCUGUGUUUGGUGGACUGAAGUGCUGCAUGUUCCAUGUCACACCAUCAUCUACUGUAUAUGUGCAGGGAAAGUACCUGCACGGCACUCACAUUAGCAGGCUGGGUCCUAUUGUAUAAACACAUGACUCUGUCUGUACACUGAUUACUGUCUUUUUCAGAAAAGUGGAGGUACUGAACAACAUCAAACACAAGGACUGUUUUUUUUUAUCUUUUUGAUACUUUUGAAAACUAAACACAUAAUUAACUGAUCAGUUCCUGCAAUUUGUUACAGUAAUGUGGGGGGGGGGGUAACAUUUGAUAUUGUUUAUAUGAUCAGAAAUCCUGCAAAAACAUGCAAAGGUACUGUGAACUGGGGGAUGUUUUAUACUUCUGUGUUAAUGUGACGUUCCUGCUUUUUUAUGGUAUCUAUGUAAUUUAAGAAACAGAAGAAUUUAGGCAUAGCAUACAGUUCAGUGUGUUCAACUGAAGGGAAAUAUUAUCAGGACAAAUGAACAUAAUCUAAUUUAUUUUAAUUGUAUAGUAUAAAUAGUCAUAUCAAAUUUUUAAAUGUGUAUAGUUUGUAAAGUGUUUUGCUUACCUUUUUAAUGAAGAAAAUUGUCUGAUUUUUCUGUAUACAAUUGAUGAGAGCAUGUUAAACCGCAGGUUUGUGUAGAGACCAUUUCAGACACUAUCUAUUAAAUGUAAUGAAGUCUUUAAUCUCUUAAUGACAAUCUCGCCAUUCACACACGUGCUGUUGUGUGCUUUUUUGCUCUGAAUGACAAAAUGACUUGUUUCACCAGUUUUACUGUCUCCAGGGCACCUGUAAUUUUUUCAAAAUCUAAUUGUAAGCAUUUUUUAAUUCCUGUUUCAUUCCAUGAUAAGUCAUGACCAAAACUGCAAGUCUGUCCAUAUUUCGCAGAAUAUCUGUUUAUUUUUUGCAAUUAAAUUCAGCAGUACAUUUCAGCUUGCAUGUAUUGUCAUAAGUAUGAAGCAAUUUUAAUGGUGGAACUUUGAUUGCAAACUGCAUUGACAUUUAUAGGGCCUAUUUGCUGGUUAAACAAGUUUACAUGUAAAUUGCAGUAUGGUCAGUUUAUUACCAAUAUGUUUAAUGUUUGUACUGAUCAAGCCACAUAAAAAGCACAAAUGUCUAUAGUUGUGUUUCUCAGGUAUUAACAUGAGUUUGAUUAGUGGACACCCUGGGCCGACCUACCCUGCUGUCUUUCACAGAGAUUCUCUCAGCCCACCGCUGUUAAGUUAAGUCCUUCAACUUCCCUCCCAUCGCCCUGAUUUUGGGGCAUAUCUUUCAAAUAAACUGAAAAAUCUUUAUAUGA